AUGUUUGAUUUUGACCCAUUUGGAGUGCAGAAGCUCUGGCGCCCAAACUUCAUGUUCAGCUCUGUUUUGCAGAUGGCAGCCAGACUACAGAGUGCCAGAGGCGGGUCACGGACGGCCGUUGUAGGGAACCCCUGUGUUGCUGUAAUGCAAUCCUCCCACGGAGAAUGUUCUGGUUUCAACCCUGCCCUGCGGAGUGUGCUUCCACUGCCAGAGGAUGAGAGUGAGCGCAGCAAGGAUGGAAAAAGGAUAACGGAGAGCAAGAGACGACGAAAGAAAUGCGUGUCGGGCUCGGGAAGUGUUGAGAGAAAGUUCGAAAAUAAAGGAGAAAGUGUGAAAGCGAAAGCGUCCAGAGAGAGCAAGCACAGGGCGAAGAUAAGUGCACUCCAUCAACACCAGCUCGUCCUGCUAUUGGCUGCUGCCAUGGCGACGGCCCUUGAUUCGUCCCACAACCUGGCCAGUGAGAGGAGUUCGAUAGAAAGUACAUAUGAGUUGACCAAAUACCUGGAGUAUCAGCUCAAGGAAAUCAAAGAUGUAUAUCUCACCUAUCUUGGCCCUCCAUUCAACGAGAAAGACUUCUCCCCUCCAAGGCCCAACAGUACGGCUUUGUCCCUGCCCAGUGCUGCCACCCGCCUGGAGCUGUGGCAUGGCCUGGAGAACCAAGCCCGGCUUGCCCAGAACCAGAAAGCCUACUCUGUGCUGCUGGCAGCCGUGAGGGAGCUGGCCCGCUCCACCCUCUGCCCCUCCCUGAAGACCUCGCUGCUGCACUUUUGCACAGGCCUGGAUGGGCUGCUGGGCUCGAUAUCCGCCCUGAUGACCACUCUUGGUUACGCACUUCCUGCUCCAUCUGCAAACAUGGGAAGCAACAAUGGCGAGCUGCAGUACUCUCAGAGGGGGACAGGAGGGGUCCAACCAGCCCCACUGAUGAGCCAGAGCAUGUACAGGUCCAGAGCUGGUACGAGGACAGAGUCCAGUCAGCGCAACAGUCAGAAACGAAGUGGAAUGAGGGUGGUCAGAGGAGAGCGGGAGGAUGGCACCAAUGUAGACCUGAUAGAAAAAAGGAGAGGGAAAGAGGGGAGGAGAGCAGAGGCGACAGCAGCUGGAGGAAGGAGCGGAGGAUCGAGGGAGAAGGGAAGAGGAGAAAGAGGGAGGAGAGGAAAGAGGGAAGACCCUGAGAGCCGGCAAUGGAUUGCUAGUGAAGAAGUGAGAGUACUGGAAGAGGAAGAGGAGGAGCUGGAGUUCGAGGGAGGGGUGGAGAGAUGGGGGAGAAGGAGAAGGUUGUUGAGUAUCAGCGAGGAUGGAGAAGAGAAGGAAAGUCAGCCUGAACCCGGGGUCAGAGUGUCGUACCCAGGCACAGAAAGCUUCAGCCCCCUUCAACAACCAACCAUCCAAAACAACAACAACAACAACAACAAUCAUCAGUACAGCUACAGCUUGAACUCACAUCACCCAGACACACUCAGAAAAGAAGAUGGUUUUAUUGUAGAGAAAAGCAGAGAGUUAAUGGUGGCGGAGGAGAAGCAAACCGAUCUGGAAGCUUCCUCGACUUUCUAUCAUCAACGGCGGCUUCCUCGCUCCCUCUUCACUCCCACUCUCCAACCUUCUCUGUCCACCCUCUCCCUCCUCUACCAGUUCGGAGCAGGUGAGAAGCACACCCUCCUCCCGCAGUCCGUCCCUCUGUCUUUACGAAGGGGCACCUCCAUCCUUUCGCCUCCCCUGACCCCGCUGCUCUCCUCCACCUCCUCCUCUUCCCCCUCUUCACUCUUGUCAGUGCGGCCAACAAUGAACGACUUCGCCAGGAAGGUGGAGGGGUUUUGGAUAUUGCGGGAGCUGCAGAGUUGGCUGUGGCGAUCGGCGAAAGACUUCAACCGCCUCAAGAAGAGACUUCGAGGCUGAGACACUGACACGGGACUGGACGCCGAGACAGCACACACACAAACACACAAGCUGUGCAGUAUAUCGGAAAUCUAUUUGCACAAAAUCCAAGUGGAAACAAACUGAGAGCUUUAACAGACAAAAGCACAUAAACACAUUCACGCUUAACACAUUCAUUCAUAACGUCCUGGAAUAAGUGAAUGAAGGACUGUUUGGCAGGUCACCAGAAGCACUAAUGGAAUAUAACACACACAAAGCCAACACAUUACCAGCACUGUCACCCGCCUAAUGCACAUAGCAGCUCAUUGAGCGAGACGCAGUGAGACUGGGCUGAGUUACCGGACUUCACGGCUCAUAGAUCAACAGAAAUACCACUGUAGGUGGUUAGACACACACACACACAAGGGUAGACUGAGUGACAGGCAGCGAGACAGACAGUGCAGCCAUUGAGUGAAAACUGAUUCAGUGACCCCAGAUUGUGUGAAUCAGCAAACAUUCAUUUUCUCUAAAGGCAGAAGGGAAACUUUCUGAAUGGAUAAAAGACAAAAGGAGAGGGGGAAAUGACCGGAGGGAUGAAGAGGGCACAAAGGAGGAGAGGAAGAGGAAGAAAAGGAGAGGAAGAGGGGAGGAGGCAUGAGUCAGGGUGAUAAGCACUGGAAAUAACGGGCAGAGGGGUACUGCUGAGUAAUCAGAAGUCGGCCGGUCAGUUACAGUAACUCUACAACAGUGCUACACAUCGAGACAGAGAGGUGGUCAAAUACACACACACACACACUUAUAGUGGUAUUUGGUGCCUUAACAUACCAUUCACGUCUUUGCUGCUUUUGAUUCAGAGCUCAUAAUUUGUACCACUUUUUAAUGAUUUCAUUCCAUAGCAACAAAUAUUUAACACAAUCUUGUAGAAUAGAAACAUUCUCCUUUAAAAAAAAUCUCAGUAGAUGUAUUUGGUUUUAUGUUUAAAGGAACAGUUUAGACAUUUUGGGAAAAACAGGCUUUUUUGCUUUCUUGCCGAAAGUUAGAAGAUGGAUGCAACUUUCAUAUCUGUCUAUUUGCACAAAAACUGAAUAGUAAGAAGGUCAGGUUUUGGUGCUACAGUCUUGCCGUCGCCUUAAGAUUGCCAGACAACCAGGAGAAACUCCCGGAAGUCAGUGCUCCUCGCUAAGACGUAGUCCAGCUCUUAACCCCCACAGAUACAGCAGCUACGUGCACGGGCUCCAUAGCUAUACUGCAGCUGAUAUGCACUUCCUUGAAAAUGUAACAGCAAAUCAGGGCUACGGUGGCUGCAGAGAUACCACAUGGGGACAGAAAGAACUGUGACUGGUCAACACUGGCUGCUUGUGUUUUCUCCCAGAGGCUUCCGAUGCUGGUAGAGACUGAUCAUGGUGAAGAUAACACAAAUCUGAAAAAGUGCUCAGUAAUCUUCUUUUUUAGCAAGGCUCAUCUAGCUGAGCAGUUUUCUCUGCAGAGCUUCUGCUAACUAUAGCAACAGCUUACUACUGCAGUGAAUGAAACACUGUAAAUACAGUGACUCCACAUGGCCUGGUCAUUAAUGAAAUAUCUGUAGGUAUCUAUGGCAGGACCUCCCCUUGUAUUGAUCGUAAAUCUGACAUCAGUUUUCAUGCUAUGCUAAGCUAAGCUGACCAUCUCCUGGUUUAAGCUUUAUGUUUAACACACAGACAUGAGAGUGGUAUCAAUCUUCUCGUCUAACUCUUGGCAAGAAAGAGAGAGUUUCCAAAAUGUCAAACUGUUCCUUUAAGUCACUUCGCACCCAUCAACACAACAAUUAAACACAUUCAGGUGGAGGUUUCAUGCCUUUUAAGACAUGAAAUCAGAGUCUUUUGCAAUUUACAGAAGCGUAAUUUGUUUUUCAGAAUAAAUCUAUUGCUAUGUUUUUGCAAUGUGCCUUGGAUGAUGUGGCUAAAGGUUAUGGAUCAUAUCUCUAUGAUAUUUAUUGAAAAGAUGUUUAUUUAUUUUUCUCCAGUGUGAAAAUACUGUAUUGUAACUCAAGAGAGAAUAAAUAGUAGCUUUUGUACAGAC
Molecule: messenger RNA, 3909 nt
Organism: Toxotes jaculatrix (banded archerfish)
Lineage: Eukaryota; Metazoa; Chordata; Actinopteri; Toxotidae
Gene: clcf1
Product: cardiotrophin-like cytokine factor 1
Exons: 5
Coding region: 1-1893 (630 amino acids)
Source: RefSeq, a predicted model, not a curated record